UAGCUAGUAGCCUUAACUUAGCUAUGAAACCCAGCUGCAGCUAGCUACUGUAUCUAGCUGGCGAACACAUCGCCUGCAACUUAUUUUGCUACAUAAUUUAUUAGAGCUGUUAAAUGUAAUCGCGGAGCAAAUGGUUUAUGAGACUUUGCAGCCAUGGGUGACAUGAAAACCCCAGAUUUUGAUGAUCUUCUGGCUGCCUUUGACAUCCCGGAUGCCCCGGGGUUGGAUGCUAAAGAGCCCAACCAGGAGAGUCAUGAGGAGACAGAAAGUCAUCUAAAACACACAGGGAUAUGUCUGGAUGACAGCUUAUUGAGUAGCCAAGCUGUCACUACAGCAGAUAUUCCUGCUGUAAGUGUCAUUGUGAAAAACACAAGUCGCCAGGAGUCAUUGGAAAGUUUUGAUGAUGGACUUCACACAAGUCCAGAAUUGCAAAAUGGAUUCAGGGAUCAAGAGACUUCCAUUGACUCUGUUGAAACAACUAACACUGGCUUUUCCAAAUCAUUUGCCUCUGCUUUGAAUGGGGAGAGUUCAAGAGAGCUUUUUGGAAAGGCACCUAUUCAACACAAACCUGAUGGAGCACCAAUAUUUUCACAGUCACUUUCUCAUUUUAGCCCAAUAUCCAGUCCUGAGUCUGAAGACAUGCAGUGUAGUAGAGAUGAAAUGCAUCCAAAACAAGAAAGACCCUGUUUUCCAGAAGCUUCAGUUUUGGUUGAGCCUUCAAUCCCAGACAGUCAAAAAAAAUUGGACCUCAGCGUGUUUGAUGAAUGUGUAAAGGACUCUAAUACUCCUAAGAACAUUCAAAGGAGCAGAGCAGAAAGUGCCAGCAGUGAGGAGCCGUCUGACAGCUGUGUCAGUAAUGAAACUGAUAAAAUAUCUAGUGCACACAGUGCACUUCCUCCUCCAAGCGGUAACCAGAACUUGACUGAGAACUGCAAUUCAGGAAGCCCAGUGGAUGUUUCCACAUUUUAUCCACAAGUCAAUUCUCAAACAUCUAAGUUAUCAUCUUGCCUUGAGGCUCUGGUGGCUUUGAAUGCUAGAAAAGAUCCCAGUGAGCACACUACCCCCAGAGAGUCAUCAACCAUUCAGAAUGACUGUAUGAAAUACAGCCCCAAGGUGCCUAUAUCCCCACGAAGUCCCAGAAGUCCACUCGAAGCUGUGAGACGGCUGAUGAAACCAUCUGACAGCCCUGUAAGCAUCUGCAGUGAUAGUAGUGGCAAAGCAUCCCCUGCUGUGGCAUCUGGGUCACCCCCUGCCAUACCAAGAGUCAGAAUUAAGACCAUCAAAACUACAACAGGGCAGAUAAAGCGCACUGUCACCAGUGUGCUGCCUGAUUCAGAAACAGAUGAAGUUCAUUCUGCCUAUGAAUCCUCUCCCUCGCAGAGUAUGAUAAGUGAAGAUUCUUACUGUAAUUUUUCUCCUCAUCAGUCUCAAAUUGCAACUGUAGAAAGCAUUGCAGGAUUGCAGACUAAAGGAACUCCAUUUAGUACAUCUUCACCAAAACGUUUACACAACAAACCAGAGGCAAACUCCAGAAGAUCAGGUAUGAUGGACUCUGCAACAAUUUUCCAAAAUACCAGUGGUCCUGUCAAAAGAUCAAUUGCACAUCAGGGGCAUAAACCAAAGAGAGUAUCAGCUACAACAGGCCAUACAACUAGCACAAACUUCCUUCCCAAAGCAAUGCACUUAGCAAGUCUGAACCUUGUCCCGCACAGUGUUGCUGCCUCAGUAACUGCACGGUCCACCUCUCACCAACAGAGCCAGCACGCGCUCUCCUCAACGGUGUACAGCACUGUCCCAUUGGUGCAUCAGGUGAAAACAGCCAACCCUUACCCGCGAACCUCCAUCCCCAACACAGCAGCAGGAACCUUAAACAGGCUAUUGAGCAACACCAACCCUGUGCCUACAUAUGUACCCAACCUUAGCCCACCUCCAGAGAGUAACAUCAACCUUCCACCACGUGGGUACUGCUGCCAUGAGUGUGGGGACUCCUUCGGGGUUGAGAGGAGUCUUGCAUAUCAUUACAGCAGGAGGAGCGUUCACAUUGAAGUAGGAUGUACGCACUGCGCAAAGACGAUGGUGUUCUUCAACAAGUGUGCCCUUUUGGCACAUGCACGGGAGCACAAGAACAAUGGUAUGGUGAUGCAAUGCACGCAGCUCCAUAUGAAACCCAUAGCAGAGGAACAAAUGUUUGUUCCUUUGAGUGCUGAACCAGUUAAAGUUGUCUCUCACACCACACCAUCACCCUCACCUAAAAAUCAACCAGUCAUGCCUCUAUAUCCAGACAAUGUCAUCCGCCACAGACUUCGCUGCUUGGAGUGUAACAAGCAGUUAUCUGACUACAAAGCACUCGCAGGCCAUUACCAGAGGCUGUCUGAAGAUAUCGAAGGAUUAAUGUGUAAGGUUUGCUCAAUGUUGCUACCCAACAAGUGCAGCUUCAGAGCUCACCAACGCAUUCACACUCACAAGUCCCCUUACUGUUGUCCUGAGUGCGGUGCCCUGAGUCGCUCUGCUGACAUACAGAAGCAUGUCAAGGAAAACUGUCUGCACUAUGCACGCAAAGCCUGGUACAAGUGUCUUCACUGUGAUAUGGUUUUCAAGACCCUUCAAGGACAAAAGACUCACAUUGAAGAGAAACAUUGUGAAAUGUUAUACAAGUGCUCCAUCUGCCCAGUUGCCUGCAAGACCUCAGACAGCUGUGAAGUUCAUCUGAAAAAUAAGCACAAUUCUAGCAAAGUUUCCCCUCAGUUAAUCUUUAAGUGUUCAUGUGAGAAAAUGUUCAAGAAAAAGCAGUUACUGUUUCAACAUUUCCAUCAGGACGCCAACAAGCGCCUCGUGUGUAUAUUCAAGUGCCCAGAAUGUAACUCAGUCUUUCCACAAAAGCAUCUGUUAAUGCAACACUUCAAGAGUGUCCACGGAGGAGACAUGAGACCAGAGGCAGACAAGAACAGUAAACAAACUGUCAGAAGUGACUGGCAGCAGGAUGCGCAUUCCGUCCAACAGCAGAAGGGUCACAACCCUGUUAAACGCACAGAUAGUCCCAGAAAAAAGGCAGAGCAGGAUGGCAAACCUCGUGUGAAGCCCACCGGCUGGACGUGUGGGGAGUGUCUCCAAUGGUUCCCUGAACGAGACUCGUAUGUUUCCCACAUGAAGACCAACCAUGGAAAGAGAUAUCGCUGCCGACAAUGUGAGCAGUCUUUCAACUCUACAACCAGUUUAAGACGACACAUUCGCAAUGACCACGAUGGGAAAAAGAAAAUAUACACUUGUUGGUAUUGCACGGAUACAAAGACCAUAUUUAGGACGAGUGUGAUGCUGAAGAACCACAUCAGUCUUAUGCAUGGAAUCAAAAACCCCGAUCUAGGCCAAAUGCCAAAAACAUCCAUCCAGGAAUGCAAAACGGCUUCAGACAAGGGUCCUAUAUUACAAAAGCCUGCCAUUGGGACACAGGAGGAGGGGCAGGAUCACACUGGCAAUCUGGAGGCUCCUUCAGCAAAGCGACUGAAAACUCAAUACCGCUGCUCAAAGUGUGGUUUCAUCACAGCCGACGACACACAGUUCCAGCAGCAUAUACCUCAGCAUAAAACUGAUGAAAACACUCCUCAGUGCCUUCACUGCGGCCUGUGUUUCACAUCAGUGCUGUCACUCAACAGACAUCUUUUCAUCGUACACAAAGUCAAAGAUCUUGAGGAAGAAGAGAAAGGAGAGGUUAGUGAGAAGAAGAAGAAGCAGCAGCAAGUUAGAUCAGCAGAGACCAGUGAGGUGAACGACCUGUUACUGGAGCUAAAUGAAACUCAGUCCUCACAAGCAGGAGAGCCAACAAGUCUGCAGUGUGACAAGACCGCCGAGUGUAAUUUAAAACUGAGCGCUCACUCUCAGACACAAGCUGUCUCUCUGCAGCAGUAAGAGCCACCUCAACACACCUUGGAAGCUGCUUUAAUAGCUUCAGUGUUCAUAUUAAAGUAUUUAACAAUGCUCGAUGUUCUGCAUGGAGGUGGUACAAAGUCAUUGGGCUUUUUUUAUUUUUUAAAUCCCUCUUAGAAUAUUCAGAAGCAGUGCAGCACAUUCAAACGGUUUCAUAAAGAACAGUAUUUUCAUACAUACAAGGACGUAUUGAUAAUCAUUUUUCAAUUAUUUUUAUUUAACUUUGCAUGUUGGCAAUAUAUUCCUUUUGCCUUUCAGACGACAGCGUAUAACAGCUUCUUUCUUUUUUUAAUAAACAAAUGUUGCAUCCACCCUGACAGAAAACUGAGGAAUGUCUAUUAGUUUUAAGGUAUGGUAGUGAUUGAUGUCAGUGAAGUGGUGGAUUUUCUUCUUUUGUAAUCAACAGCAGUUCAAAUUGCUUAAAUGUUGUCUAAAGUAUUUAAUGCUACACACUAUUACCUGGAUAUGAUCCAGGUUACUGUUUAUUAUAACAUGACAGCGUUGCAGUUCAUUUGCAGUACAAAGCUAGAAUUUUAGUCACCAUUUAUUACAAAACAUAGUAUAGUUCAAUAUUCAUUUAAAAACAUUACUUCUGCGUUUAUGCUAAACAGUUCAUCUAAAAAAAUGAGAUAAAAUACAGGCUUGGAUUUGCCUUGCUAAGCAAAGCCUACUAGUUAGGCUACCGUAUAUGCAAGAACAAGACAUGCUUUUGAUUAUAUAAGCAUUCUGAAAAGCUUUUGUUUUAAGGUUUAUUGAAAAUGUUUGAUUUGUGGGUACAUGUGAUGUCCCAGAUCUGGCCUUUUUUUCUUUUUCUUUUUUUUAACAUGUUCUGGUUUUUCUUGUUGAAUGAGUGUUCAGUGAAAAGGAGGGUUAUUGGAUGUGUGGUUCAGCAGUAUUGAAAAUACCUCAAAUUGCCAGAAGUGUGUUUUUCAGGCAAGUGAACGGUCAAUGUUAUGUCAAAUCAGGGUACAUUGUUUUGGGUAAUCCAGAUCAGGUGUGAAAGUGACAUGUGAUGGUUUAUCGGAGUGAACAUUUUAUAAACCGGGACCUGUUAACAUGACAUUUCUCAUACUAAUAAUAAUAAUAAUAAUAAUAAUAAUAAUAAUACAUUAUUAUUAUUAUACGAGUAAGAUGGAGGAGCUUUUUUAAUGCAUGAUCAUUUAAUAGCUCACAGUGUUGGAUAGCUAUUGUUGGCAGGUUCUGAUUUGUAAAGCUGCACUUCUUGUUUUGUAUUGAAUACACGGCAGUACCUACCUCCAUGGUAAAAGGCAGUGAUGAAUAAUUAGUGUUAAAUGUUGAAAGGCUUUGAGGAGUUGCAGAUAAUCUCAGUGCAAUGUAAAAUUAGUUUAUAGAAUGUGUAUUAUCCCACAUUAUUCAAUUUUAUAAAUUAUUUUGGGAAUGAUAUUAAGGCUAUAUGGUCAUAUUGACUCACUGGCAAGUGAACUUUUCUAUGUAAGUGCUAUAUGAGCUCUUUAUUUCUCUGUAAUCUUGAGUCCUUAAAUCGCCACACUGCAGCUAUUUGUCUGCAGAGGCUGAAGAGAAAGUCUUGUUCACGACUUGUUCUUUUGUAGUGCUUGUUGAAAGAUAUUUGUACUUUUGAUACUGUGUACAGUGAGGACUUGUGUUGGAAAGUAACUUGUGUACAUACAGUAGCCAAUGAACCCUGGAUUCACAGCAUUUCUUAAGCCAUUACAUCUAUUCAGCAUGCAGUGGCACAUGUGCCUUGCUGUUAUGUUUACUUAAAGUACUUACAAAUAAAUUGGUGCAUUU
Messenger RNA from Scomber japonicus (chub mackerel), 5691 nucleotides. RefSeq names its product zinc finger protein 592 (gene znf592). The record is from RefSeq and is a predicted model, not a curated record. The coding region runs from base 154 to 3903 and encodes 1249 amino acids. The transcript has 9 exons. NCBI's taxonomy places the organism in Eukaryota, Metazoa, Chordata, Actinopteri, Scombriformes, Scombridae.